This is a messenger RNA of Rhinocladiella mackenziei CBS 650.93, 855 nucleotides long. RefSeq lists its product as uncharacterized. The record is from RefSeq and is a predicted model, not a curated record. Lineage: Eukaryota; Fungi; Ascomycota; Eurotiomycetes; Chaetothyriales; Herpotrichiellaceae. The coding region runs from base 1 to 855 and encodes 284 amino acids. The transcript has a single exon.
AUGGGACUCGACACCGCGUUAGAAUACCAGAAUGAAUGCAUUCGAGACCUCCUGAGAUGCAGUAUAGAUCCUGAGCAAAUUCAGAAUGUCGACCUGCUGGCCGCAUCCAUCAUUCUUCGGACCGACGAGGAAAUGGAUACUCGGUGCCACGAGGGCAGGACUGAUAAAGAGCUGUUUCUUCGAGUCACAGGCGCUUUCAUGGAAGCACAGACCCCUCUCGCCGCCGCGGUGCCGCACAGCCCGCCACAGCCCUAUGAGGCCCUGGUGUCCAAAGAUUUCGAACCUCUUACAGCGGCAUCCGAUGUCGUAGGCGAGAAAACCCACCUUGAAGCUAGUAUGCAUGGCGUAUACUCCACUAGUAACCAACAAGUUCUUCCGGCAAUUCCAACUUCACAAGGUUCCGAGGCAGAGGGACUUCGGGAAGCCUGCUUUUGGAUCGCACUGCGACAAGAGAUUCAUGCUUCUUUCAUGAGUCAGCGAGCUUUCACCUUCACGCUCUCAAAGUUCGAUUCGUUCCGAAACCUUUCGCCAACAAGCGACGCGGUUUGGGCAGAUCGCAUUGUCAUUUUCCAUGCAGACGUCCUUGAGUAUUGUUAUCCUUUGCUGCCAAACACCGGCAUGUAUCACGACAGAUGGCACAAGCUAAAAAGUCAAGCAACAUGUCUGGAGUUCUCACUAUCAAGCUCAUUCCAUCCCAUUUAUUUCCAGGGAGGCGAUCCCGACCGUGGACAACGUCUUCCAGAGAUAUGGUACUUGGACACCUGUCAUGUAACAGCUGCUACAUACAUCGAACUUACCAAAAUAUUGCUGGCCGCUUUGACCCAGAACGACCGAAGUUCGGUAGUGGGUACCUAG